Solea solea (common sole) is the source of this 12865-nucleotide messenger RNA. RefSeq names its product trinucleotide repeat containing 18 (gene tnrc18). The record is from RefSeq and is a predicted model, not a curated record. The transcript has 30 exons. Gene Ontology annotation, molecular function: chromatin binding. The coding region runs from base 286 to 9615 and encodes 3109 amino acids. NCBI's taxonomy places the organism in Eukaryota, Metazoa, Chordata, Actinopteri, Pleuronectiformes, Soleidae.
UCAUUGCUGAGGAGUUUACAGACGCGGCGGGGGUUUUUCUCUCCCCCUGACUUCACCCCCCAGUUUACCUCCGGACCAGCCUGAAAUGGACUACUCCACUUCUCCCAGCAACCUGCACGCAUUUUGAAGUGUUUGCGUUUUAGCUCAUUUUUCUCCACACAAGUCAGCAGGAUGGCUGAGAAGGAGCCCGAAUCGUCAGGAAAACUAGAGACACUAUUAUUAUAGCCUGGAUUUUUUUCGGAAUAGGGGGCACAUUUCUUUUUACAACUUUCCCCUCUGUGGAUAAUGGAUGGCAGAGAUUUCGGACCUCCCAGAUCCGUCCAUCUGCCGCCUCCGUUGUUGGCGGGGCUCGCAAUGGAGUCUCACCGACUCGGAGCAGCAGCGGCAGCCGGGAGGAUCCCUCCCUCUCCCGGUCAUUUGGGCGCUACUCACCCGCCGCCUCUUCACUCUGGAAAAUUCCUGCCAUCGGCCAUUAACCUACAUCCACACCACAGUGAUGCCUUCCCGACAGGCUCUAGUCCCUUCCUGUCAGGUUAUCCAGGCCCCUCCCCCCUGACCUCUGACCCUGCUUACAGAUCAGCCAAUCCCAGCAGUCUGCAGAUGGCUCAGCUCUGGGCAUCACACGCUCAUGAAGGUUACCCUCCGCUGCCGAGCAGCCUGUACUCCAGCCCCUACCUGUCGCUGGGGCACCUCGACCCCCCCUCGCUCUCCCAGCACCCUCUCUAUGACUCACAUAAAGAGGGUUUUUUCCUGCCCGCCUCUUUAAGCCAGUCUCUCCAUCCUCCGUCUGCACACCCAACCGCCCCGUCCAGCUCAACACCCCCUCAGAGGACGUCCCGGGAUUGCGGUAGGGACCGGCCCUACCGGGGAGAGAGGGAGAGGGAGAGAGAGAGGGACAGGGAGCGCGAGAGGACAAGAGAGGAGCAGCGGCCUCACAGUGUCGUCGACCUGACACAAGAAGGGAGGAGCGAAGAGGACCGCCGGGCGAGAAGUGGCGAUCGGGACCGAGAGAAAGAAAGGGACCGGGACUCGGAAAGAGAAAGUUGGCCUUUUCAUCCUCUCCUCCACCAGCAGAAAUCACAUUCUCAGCCCUGCACAGUGGAGACAAGACCCAGGCCCUCACCUCCACAGCCCUCCUUCCCCUCAGGGGGAGGUGUGGGCAGGUUCCAUGGACCAGAAACUGACAGGGGGGUGCGUGAUGAAGAGGGCAUCUCUCGACCCCAUCACAACCACAACUCAAAUAACUCAAACUCCCAAUUGGACAGACUGAGACGGAAUGACUCGGAGGCCACAUCAGCGGGGGCUCUCCACAUGUCCUAUGUCCUCCCCCCUGUGCUCCAGCCCUCCGUUGCUGGUCUCCCCCACCCUUCCACAUCCAGAGAGUCUAUGAGAGAGCAGCGAGUCAUUGCACCGACAUAUGUGCCUUCUGUGGAGGUUUACGACGAGCGGGCUGGGCCCAUCCAAAUUGCCUCACAGGCCCGUGACAACAAAAACAGUGACAAACAAAGAGACAGGGAGCGGGAACGGGAGAGAGACAGGGAGCGGGAAAGGGAGAGAGACAGGGAACGGGAGAGAGACAGGGAGAGGGAGAGGGAGAACUAUAGGUUUCCUGAAAGGAGCCUGAUGGAUCAUCCUCGACUCUCCCAGUCCGGCGAUUCAAGCAAUCAAAGAGAGGAAGGUUCUAUAAUUUGUUCCAAUGGUUCAAUUGGAAAGCGAGGUCAGGACACAUUGUACUCGUCCAGUCAAUCAAGGUUCAGCCCAGAAAGCAGAGACAAGCACUCUGUUCGGAUGGGUAUGGAACGAGCAGGGGCGGAGCCUAAGUGGAAUAACAUCAGCCCGCUGGCUAACUAUGCCACGACUCACAUGGCUGCUCUGGCAGCCCAACACGGACACAGACUCUCCUCACCGCACAGCCAGUCUCCACAAACACAGAUUUCCCAUUCCCCUCAUGCAACUCACCGGCCCAACAGCAACACACACUCCCGCAGCCAUUCUCCACAGACGCACACUUCACAACACGGACACGGGCGUGCGGGGGAGGAGGGGAGUCAGAGACGUUACCUGGACCCGUCGGCUCUCUACCGAACUGGAGGCUCACUAGUGGGAGGGUCCAAUGGUGGAGAGCGAGGUGGGGCAGCUGGCUCGGACCCCUCCGAGGUUUCAGCCAUGCAGAGUCUGAUCAAAUACAGCGGAAACUUUGCUUCUGAAGGUCCUGGCUCGUCCAGGCAUGCCACAGAUAGCAGAGUGCCAUUCGGAGGUCUGGGUAGCAUUCGCAUGAAUGCUGAAAGAGAACUGGAGAGGGAGAAAGAGAGAGAGAGGGAGAGGGAGAGGGAGAGAGAAAGGGACAGGGAAAGGUUAGUGGUUGGAGCGAGUGUUUCAGGGGCAUUAAGGGUUCCUCCUCAGCUCAAGAGAGAGCAGGAGCGGCCGGACAGUGCCCGCUCAUUUGGCCGCGAGGCAGAAGGCGAGGUGCGUCACCCUCCGGUUGGCAUUGCUGUAGCAGUGGCUCGGCAGAGAGACAGUGGGAGCAACACCAAACCAACAAGUGGAUCCUCAGACUCACAACGGCCCCUACUGCAAACUGCUAUUAAAGACGAGGAGCGGGGGGAGGAGCGCGCUCAUCACCACGAUGACAGAUUGUUGGCCAGCCGGCUUGAGCGUGAGCAGGAGAAAGUGCUUCGAGAGCCCAAAGAGCUGGCAGAGUUUUCUCAGAUGCACCCUGCUCCUUUGUCUGGCGGCCUGACACCCAGUAUGAUGACACCCAGCCUCAUGACCCCCAACCUUAUGGUGACAGGGGCAGGGCGUUGGCCCCCAGACCCCUCAACUCUGACCUCUCACCCUUGGAUGCCCCGGCCUGGAGCCCCUCCAGUCUGGCUAUCCAGCACACCCUACAGCCUUGGACCCUCCUCACUGCACCAGACUCUCCCCCCAGGCUACCCACCCUCUCUACAAGGUUCCUUACCCCCUUCCUACCAGUUUGCCAGGGACCCACAGUCUGGACAGCUAAUAGUCAUCCCUACUGAACACCUGUCCCACUAUGCAGGAGGCGAUGUACUGGAGCGUGGAGCCCCGGUGUGGUCAGGGGUAUAUGGUACAGGCAGCUCGCUGCAACACGCGGCCCAACUCCAGCUCCUCUCCCAGCACCAGAUGCUGCGACAACAGGAGCUCCUCAUGAUCCAGCAGCACACCGCACAGGUCCUGGAGUUGCAGAGGAGCGCACAGCUCGUCGAGCGGUUAAAGGCCAGUGAGCACCGACCUGAAAUAGAAGACAAACCAGACAAGCGGAACACAGAGCCCAAACCAAGACCUUCCUCAAUAUCUUCCCCUUCUCCUUCGCCCGUUCUGCACCUUCGCAAACCUCCCCCUCCCUCUCGCUCACCAACCCCGUCGACAUCUUCCCUCACCUCGCUGCCUCCGCUCCCCUCACCGGUGACCACCCUUAAGUCAGAGGAAGGAGGGCAGAGGGUGUUGGUGCACUCACCAAUGCCCCUGCCUCACCCGCCUUCCCCCCGCUCAGCCUUGCCACCCCCGUCCUCACCACGGCAGCCUAAACAGGAAACAGCCGAGGUGGAGGAGAUGGGGCGGAGGAGUCAGAGGGAGGGACAUAGGCCAGGCUCUGCUCCCUUUCAGGGCAUCUACUCUGAUCUCCCUCCAGGUUACCCAUACCAGUCUAUCACUGCUCCAUUUAGCUCUCCUUUCCCCUCUUAUCCCAUCCCUCCACGUUCAGGGGCAAACACAGAACUUCUACCAACCCACUGCUCCCACUCCUCACCCUCAGCUGCCCCUUUGCCUUCAACGCACCUUCAUUCAAGGCUCCUGGACACAGACAUCAAGUCACAGAAGCUAGAGCCAUCAAAGACGGGAUCGUUCCUUAAACAGGAACCCAAUGUGGAGCAGCCUCAGUUGGACAUGACACCAGAACCUCUGCCCCCCCUUUACCGGAGCAGCCAUCCUCGUGCUAGUGAGGACAGAGAGAAAGAUGGGGAAGCAACAAAGCCCCAGCUUCAGCCACUAUCUCUGCACAUCCCUGCUCCUCCACCACAGCAAGAUGAAAAGCUGGACGUCAGGGAGGCAGAGAGGGAAAGGGGGAAAAUCAAAAUGGAAGUGUCGUCUUACUCAUGUCAGGCAGCAUAUUCUUCACCUCCUCUACUCACCGAAGCUGAGCCCAAACCAAAGGCCAUCCAGCAUCCAGAGCGAACACGAUAUCCUCCAUGCAUCACUGCAGAUUCAGACUGCCAGGAGUCUGCACAGAGUCAGAGUGUGCUACGAGAGCAAACCACCGGCACUGUGUGUGAACGAGAGCAGCAACAUGACACUCCAACUGACUUGCACAUUCCCAAUCAGAAAGAAAUGGUUGCAGAGACUCCUGUUUGUCCUCCUACCACCUCCAACUCUCCACCCCCGCUGGUAAUCGGUCCCGAGGAUCCCAUGGCAGGGAUGCUGGCCCUGCUGGCAGCCAGUGAAAUGGCCUCCCAGACCCGUCCCAACACCCCACCUGCCCCGAUACUACUACCGCAGACGGAAAACCCUCCUGCGAGUGCUGACUGCAGCAGCACGGGGACUCUGGAAAUGGUGGCGCUGGAGGGGAUGGCCCUGCUCAGCCAAAUGGCCCAGAGGGAGAUGGAGAACAUCAGCCAAGGGCAAGAUCUGACAUUAGAGGGUCUGGACUGUCUUCUUGAGGCCAGCAGACAGAUCCUGUUGGAGGCCAUAGAGAAACAGUCCCACAUCGAUCUGCCCAGAACACUGGACCCCAACAAGAAGUACAGCUGGAGGCAGAGGAAGGAGGAACCGCUGUAUAGUAAAAUGUCUGACAUGUUGGACACAGUGGAGGUGGAGUACCGCGUCCACCUGGCUGAGCUGCAGAAGACGUAUAAAGACAAGCAGAGAGAGCUGAGCAAGCUGCAGAGACGCAGAGAUAAGCAUGAGCGGCAGCAGCAGGAGGAUGAGAGGAGGAGUCUCACAAGACGAGGCAGAGGGCGACCGAGGAAGAGAAAACAUUUGGUCACACCUCCCAAACUGGACAGCAGGCCUGCAAAGGUGGGUAAGACAGUGCAAUACUCUGAGGACUCUGAAGCUGGGGAAGGACAGAGGAAAAGGUUCCGUGUGUCCAGAGAAGAGGAGGAGACGGAGACGGGGAGUGGAGGAGUAAAGGUGAAAAAGAAGAAAAAGAAGAAGAAGAGCUGGAAUGAGCAGGAGCCGUCCACCAGUCAUGCUGUGGAGGUGUUGAAGGCAAAGCAAGGCCACGUGUGUGAGCAGGAGCAGCUGGCGUCGGACCUCGACCGGGCUCUUUCACUCUCACAGCUCAGCUCCCUCGGAGCGUCCCGCAAACUGGCCUCCAGCACAAAACUAGACAGGUCAAAGGGCAAGUCUGUCGACAGUCGGAUAAAAGAGCGUUCCAUUCAUUCCCCUGCCAAAGGAGGGAAACACAAAAUGACUGCCAAGGCUUCCACUUCAGAGACCAUCCAGAAAGUGAAAGGUCAGAAGAAGACCGCUUUGUUCUCACCUGUGAGAUCAGAGCUCAGCAGCUGCUCCAACAACUCAGAUUCAGAGGAGCACAGUUCUGCUCGCGGGGGCUGGCCCCCUCUCUCAGGCACACGUUCCCAUGGCAACCUGACCAGGAAGAGGCGGUCCGCAUCAUCGCCGACAUCCCUGCCGUCCAGUCAGAAGUCUCAGAAGAAGAAACACAAGCACUUAUCCCUGCUGCUGGAAGAAGCAGGCCUCAGCUCCUCUGAUGACUCCUUCGACCAAGAAACCUCUGAGGAUGAUUAUGACGACGAAGACAAUGAGGAAGAGUCUGAUUCCGAUGAUGGUGGCUGUGAGGAGAGUGGGCUGGGUCUGCUGGCGAGGUUUGCGGCGAGCGCGAUCCCCGUCAGCUCGGCCCCUUUGAGCCUCUUCCACGAUGGCAAACCCCGCAGCAGGCACAGCACUCUGGGUUCAUCUGAGUGUGAGUGGUCAGACUCUGGCUCAGACUUGCGGCUGAGGAAGUUCCCCUCUCUGCUUCAUGGAAAACGCUCUGCCCCAGAGCUGCCCCUGUUGCCCCCGGCGACCCGCCGCACUGACCAGUCCAGCCCCACCAAACGAGAUGAGGCACUUCCAGCGAAACGCAAGCCUCUGGCCAAAACUCGCCCCUUGCCUCGGUCACCCCGGCGAUUUAGCUUCGACCUGGGCAGCGGCUCUGGGUUUGGAGGCUUCAGUGAGGACGAGGCCUGGAACCGGAGACGCAGCGAGAGGAUUUUCCUUCAUGAUGCCACAACCUCAGCAAAUCAGUUGUCUGUGCCAGCACCUGCUUCCAUUAGUCAGAGCUCGUCCAGCUCCACCCAACCACUCACCUCCAAGCCUGCACCCAGACCUAAACCCAGUCCACCCAGCAAAGAGGGCAAAGAGGGCAAAGAUGUGGUGAAACAGAAAAAGAAGCCAAAGGAUUCUCCUCUGCCCAUGAGCCCGUCCACCCUGUGCAGUCCAAUCACAGACGUCCCCGUGGUGCCGCUGAGUCUCAGCCCGGCACGCAAGAGCCAACCCAAAGCCAAGACCAAGGCCAAAGAGCCUUCCAGAGGAGCAGUGAGUCGACUGAUGGAGAGCAUGGCAGCAGAUGAAGACUUCGAGCCCAACCAGGACAGCAGCUUCAGUGAAGACGAGCUCCUCCCACCGCGCAGCCACAGUGUAUCAGAGAGGGCCUCCACACCUGCUCCAGUGCAGUGUGUGUUGGAUAAGGAUUCUCUGGUGGAUGGACUCAGAGUUUUGAUUCCAAUGGACGACCAGCUGCUGUACGCUGGACACGUGAACACUGUACACUCCCCUGACAUAUACAGCGUGGUGGUGGAGGGAGAGAGAGGAAACCGACCACACAUCUACUGUUUGGAACAGCUGCUGCAGGAAGCUAUCAUUGACGUGAAGCCUCCAUCCGUGCGCUACCUCCCAGAGGGCACCCGCAUCGCUGCCUACUGGAGCCAGCAGUACCGCUGCCUUUACCCCGGCACUGUCGUCAAUGGAAGUUCAGAUAUUGACGAGAACGAUGAUCUGAUCACAGUGGAAUUUGAUGAUGGCGACACAGGCCGCAUCCCACUGUCCCACAUCAGACUGCUGCCACCGGACUACAAGAUACACUGCGCUGAGCCAUCGCCUGCGCUGCUCGUCACAAGCUGCUCCAGGAGGCGAGUUCGCAAAUGCAGCAAAGAGGGCAAAGAAGCAGGAACCAAGCCAGAGGAGACGACUCCAAAGAUUAAAGGAAAACCAGGUCGCAAGCCCAAACCCAAACCAGAGUCCAACAUGAACCCAGACAGCCGAGAGAAAAGCGAUCCUCCGCCUUCCUCCACCCAGCCUGCAGAGAGACCCCUGGCUCAAGCUAAACCUAUCCAGGACAGGACCUCCUCGGUCCAGAAGGCAAGUCAAGAAAAGCCCCGUCCUACUUCCCGGCCAACAAUGGGCACUCAGACAAAACCAGGCCGCAAAAGCUCCACCACUUCCCCCACAAGGAGUCCUACGCUUCCUAAUGCAGCACCCAGGAAAAGCAGCUCAGCCCAGUCUUCUCCUUCUAAACCAGCCCGAACUCUCCCUUCAUCCCUUUACCCGUCCACCUACGGAAAAGUCCUGACUGUGGACUUGUACAGCGAGCCCAACCUCAGCUCCUACAACAACCAGCGUAGAGAACGGGAGAAUACCAACGGUGUCAGUCCCACCACCAACAGACCCAUGUCCAGACCCACGUCAACAUCUACGACAACCAAGCCCAGUGCUUCAUCCACACCCAGGCCCUCCUCUGCCACCACACCCAGGCCCUCCUCUGCCACCACACCCAAAACCAAACCCUCCUCAGACCAUCACAAUGGCUCUAGAACCAACCUCAACUCUGGACUAAAUAUUAGCCCCAUCUCUAGGCUACCAUCGGGCAAAACUGGCUCUUCACUGACUGGUAGACCUUCAUCAUCAUCCUCUUUGUUAUCAUCAUCAUCAUCAUCAUCAUCUGCUCCCAGACCCAAACUAAAGAUGCCGUCUGACCAGAUGACCUCCAGCUCCAGACCAAACCCCAUCUCCAGGCCCAAGCACAGCUCAGGGCAAAGUGACGGGGGCUCAGUAGUGAGGCGGAAGUCCCUGUCUGUGGAGCCCCUGGUGAAGCUGGACCAUGAGGGGGUCACCUCUCCCAAGACAAAGAAGACCAAGGCUCUGAUGUUGUUAGAGGGCCGGGGAGUCCGACGAGAUCAUGCGCCCAUCACCACAGCUUCAGCCAAUCAAAAACUGCUAAAAGAGAAGCUGAGAGCUCCAGAUAGAGACAGUAGCCUGCCGGAAAAAGACUCCACCUACAAAGCACCAGUGUUGUCUAAGGAAAAGGCAGAAAGCCGAGGAAGUGUCGGAAGAGGACUGGAGAUGGAUGGCAGGGAGGAGAAAGUGAAAAAAGAAGAAAGAAACGAGGUGGAGAAAAGAAAGGAAAGAAAGAUGAAGGAGGAGUCUCAGAGUAGCAGCAGCUCAGAAUCAGAGGAAGAAGCUGAGAAAGGGAAUAUGAAGAAAAAGAAGAAAUGCACCUCAAGCUGCUCUUCCUCCUCCUCAUCCUGUUCUGGUUCCUCCUCCUCUUCUUCAUCGUCAUCGUCGUCAUCGUCCUCUUCCUCCACCGACGACUCGUCCUGCAGCUCCGAUGAAGAGAGGACCCCCACACCUCCACCGGUCUCCCCGCCUCCAGCACCAGACAAGCCGGAUGAAGAGACUAAAGAGGAAGAGGAGGAGGUGAAAGAGGAGAUGGAGAUAAAAGUAGAGGAGGAAGAGGAGGACGAGGAAGAUGAGGAGGGGGAGGAGGAGGAGGAGGAGGAGGAACUGUCACCUUCCUCGCCAUCCCCGUCAACCUCCCCAACUCCCACUGCUUCUGCUGCCACUAAACCUGCUAAACCAGCCACUGGGAAGGGGUCCGGUCAACGAGGUCGUCCCCCGAAACCCAAGCCAACUGGAGGAGAAGGAAAAGUGGGGAGACCAAAGCGGAGAGAGGGCGUCCACCUCCCCACAACCAAGGAACUGGCUAAACGUCAGAGGCUGCCCAGUGUGGAGAACAGGCCCAAAAUCUCUGCUUUUCUUCCAGCCAGACAACUCUGGAAGUGGUUUGGGAAACCAACGCAGAGACGCGGCAUGAAAGGCAAGGCCAAGAAGCUCUUCUACAAAGCCAUUGUCCGAGGCCGAGAGAUGAUCCGCAUCGGCGACUGUGCCGUGUUCCUGUCCGCCGGUCGACCAAACCUGCCCUUUAUCGGACGUAUCCAGAGCAUGUGGGAGUCCUGGGGCAGCAACAUGGUGGUCAGAGUCAACUGGUUCUAUCAUCCAGAGGAGACCAACCCUGGCAAGAAACUCACUGACAAGAAGAACUGGGAUCAAAUAUGUGGCCAGUCUUUACCAGCAGCUCUGCACUCCUCUAUUCAGAGGAAAGACUUCAUGGAGCGCGCCCUGUACCAGUCGUCUCACAGCGAUGAGAACGACGUGCAGACGGUCAGCCACAAGUGCCUGGUGGUGAGCGUGGACGAGUACGAGCAGAUGACCCACACGCGCCGCUACGCCGACAGCGAAGACCUCUACUACCUGGCCGGCACGUACGAACCCACCACCGGCAUGAUCUUCAACACGGACGGCGUCCCGGUCAUCUGCUGAAAACGAGAAAAACUCUGCGAGUCCCUGAGUCCCAAAAUCACGAUCCGACUCCCUAACCCUGGACCUGGAUCGGAGUCAAAUCCGAACCUGUGGUCUAAUCGCUGAUCUUCAGCCGUGGUGGAUCCUCUUGCUGCCGUGUGACUCACGAUCUCAACCACUCCAGUUCCACAGUACACUUCAGACAGACUGUCAUGACAGCUGACUGCUACUAACGACAACAGGAGACACUACAGACAGUAUUAAGAGGAACAUGUCUCCUGAAAUCUUUUCACACACACACACACACACACAGACUCCAUUUACACGUUCUGUUUUUGCUUUGUCGUGUGUGUUCACUGGGACACUUCAGAACACACACACACACACAUACACAUACGAGUACUUCGGUUUCCUUUUACAUGUAAAUAUAUCCUGCAUAAACACACAAACACACACAUUUGUACACCCAUGUGCACACAGACACUCGCGAAUCACGUAACACACACACAUACACACGCACCGUUCUAUAGAGGAUAAUAUGAGUGUUUUAUUUUCAUGUAAUAGAUUUAUGUCAGAGUAUCUUUUUUCUAAAGAGGCGAAACAGUCGAGAAGCUUUAAUGAACUGUGAAUGAUACAGAAGAGAGGCGUCUGUCCGCCUGUCUCCCCCCCCCCCCCAGACAGACGGAUGGACGUGCCGCUGGUGUGAUGUUGUGAUUCUGAUGUUGCCGUGGUGAUGUUACAGUCAUGUUACAGUCAUAUAAAUGUAUCUACAGAACAGUAGGAGCGACAGACCGAUGCAAAAAGAGGAAGAGAUGCACAGAAAGAGAGAGGUAUAGACUCCCUCCAUUACUAUAUAUAUAUAUAUAUGUUAAAAAAAACAAAACAGAGCACUUAAAAAAACACUUAAAGUCUGUCCUUUUUUUAAUUUAACCCCUUCAAUUCCCCUUGACAAUCCUUUGUCGGGCAGGCAGACUCUGUCCGUAUGCUAUGAAAACUUCUGACUCCCUGAGAGACUCAGGCCUAAGGAGAGAGGGAGGGAUCUUCACGUUUCAAGCUAUGAGUUCCUUAUCCUUAAAGGGAAAAAUCCACCCGCCGAAUACACUUUAAACACUAUGUUAUCAAAACAGAGCUGCUGGUGAUGCAUUUUAAUUUGUGUUGUUUUUGCCCAUUUUGCACUGAGGUUGAACAACAAUGAAGGGACAAGCACAUCCUGAAGUAGGCACUGUUUUGUUUUGGUUUUUUAAAGCAAGAAAAACAGUUAACCAGUUCAAGUGAACAACCACUGGACAAACUUACAGUGUAGGAGUCCCACAGGGUGGAUUUUUUCCUUUUUUCUUAAGGUAUGUCGGUGUUUUCAUGGUCAUAAACACUGCAGCCAUUCUAAGAUGCAUGAAGGUCAUGGCACUGAUGUACAGUGCAGAGCUGCCAGCACUGAUUAGAUUAAGAAAAUAACAUUUUUGUAACACUCAUCCCUCACAGUGUGGCCUCAUCGGUGCAGUUUGGCUGCAGUGUUUGUCACCUCUAAAUGUCCUGUGUUGGAUGUAUUUUUUAUAUUUCCUUUUGCUUCUGCUGUUUUUAUGGAUGUCCAUCUCACCCCCACAACCCCCUCUGCUAAGCAAUCAUAUUUGACAUGAGUGCACUUUGAAUGAGCUCCACUGCUGCAGAGGAGAAUCAUAUAUAUAUAUAUGAUCCUAGAGUAUUUGCUAAACCCCGGUCCACUGCACUCACUGGCUCUCCUCUGUGUGCAGGUGAUGCCUGAUGCCCUGUCGCCCUCGAAUUUAACGCAGUGUUCUUAUAUCAGUUCCCUAUGAAUUUUUCUACGUGCCUAGUUUAAGCGUGUUUAGGGUGAGACUGUUGAAUGUUGUGCUCAGGGUUGUGGCCCCUGUGCUUGGCCGUGCUCCUCCAGGCCAGAUCUCGCCCUGUUCUCCCUUCGUUUCCCCCUCGGCUCCUCUCGGUGCUGCGGACAAAUCAGACUGGUAUUUUCUCCAGUCUGUUGAUGCCGGUGAACACACACACCUCUCUUUGAGGUAAAAAAAAAAAAAAAAAAGACCCCUCCGUUCCUGAGUAAGAGCGUGUAUCAGUAUACAGUAAAUGUAUACGUGUAUAUCUGGUUAUCAUGUUGAUUUUCUUGUAUGUGUCAUGCCACGUUGCCCUCUCUCUCUCUGCUUCGCUGCAGAGAUUAACGAUUGUCUUGUUGAUAUUCAAUAGGUUUGAUAUUUUCUAUUCUCUAGGAAUCGUUUGGUUUUGUCUGAUUUCACGAUGGGCUGAACCCUAUUUUUAUUCACACCAAGACGUUGUUAAUGUGACCUUUUCCCCAACGAAGCCACAAAAAGGACUUUCGCCCGUAGCUCACGGCAGCAUUUCACUACACCUUUGUCUAAAAUCCGCUCAGAGUGAGUUUGGCAAUUUGCUGCUACUCCCGUUUGUGCUGAAGGUGGUUUAAUCGGUACACGUGCUGUUUUCUGAGAUUAGGAAAUAGCAUCUCUAGCUGCUGCUCUUAUAUUUGGAUUCCUUGGGGUCAGACACUGACAGAAGGUCAGAUUAGUGCACACACAGACACACGUAUGUUCUGCACUUGCUCAAGUGCCCCGUUAGAGAAUCUUUGCUUACCCCAGGAGCUGCUAAAGCACUUUUUUCUGUGUGUGUGUGUUUGACAGAGUGCUGUCACACCUUUAUCCUCUUUUAAGGUGUGUUUUAUUGCCUUCCAAUCAUCUUUUAGCCCCCAUCUCCAUGCAGAGCCCAGCCUUACACCUUCAAACAGGGUCCAACGCACACACACAACACACUUUUUACCUACUUUGCCUACAUUGUUUUUUUUUUUUUUUUUGUCAUAUGUUUUAAGAGCCUGACUUUCCUACAUGUUCUCUCGAUCACAUUUAAGUUUGAUCUAUUCUUUUUUUCCCCUCAUCUAAUGUCUGUCUGUUUGUUUUUAUUUUGCUUCCCCUCUCUGAACAAUCAUCCACGCCUAUCAAGCAAUACUGCUGACAGGCACUGGGAGCUAGCUGCUAGAGAGAGAGAGAGAGAGAGAGAGAAAGAGAGAGAGAGGAGAGAAUGAGUAAGAGAGAGAGAGAGGUGGACUGGAGGCUGGUUCUUCGUCUGCUGUUCCUUCAGUAUCGUUAUCGUCCUGUUACAGAAAGGAAAGAAGAAAAAAAAAAGAUUAUUUUGAAAAUAAAUAGAAAAAAAUCAUCUAAGUUUUGUAAAUGUUCCUUCACUUCUUUGUUGAAGGGGAGAAAAAAAAAGCUAUCAGAAUAUACUUUGUAAAACGUCUAAU